Messenger RNA from Biomphalaria glabrata, 2777 nucleotides. Its product is annotated as vacuolar protein sorting-associated protein 51 homolog. The coding region runs from base 144 to 2504 and encodes 786 amino acids. The transcript is spliced from 21 exons. Gene Ontology annotation, cellular component: GARP complex; membrane; EARP complex. Gene Ontology annotation, biological process: Golgi organization; lysosomal transport; retrograde transport, endosome to Golgi. NCBI's taxonomy places the organism in Eukaryota, Metazoa, Mollusca, Gastropoda, Planorbidae. The record is from RefSeq and is a predicted model, not a curated record.
CUAAAAAAAGAGCAAGUGCAUUAGAUCUAGACUAGACAUCUAUACAUCUAGAAUCUACACAGAACUUAGAAGUGGAAAUGAACAAAAAGACAAACACAUUACCUAUUAUUAUGAUACAUUGAUUUGAUACAGUCAUCUUUAAAAUGAUUCCAAGAAGAAUCUCCCAACCCACAAACGAUUCAGUUGUACAGGAUGAAAGACCUUAUCGACGAGAUUUAAAAUCGUUUUAUGGUUUGGAAAAUGAAGACCCAGAUGCAGGAAAUCCAUGCAACAUUGAUGGAGCCCAUUUUCAGCCUGAAACUUAUCUAUCAAAACUUAUUCAGGAGAAAUCUCUCACUGACCUGAUGGAUGAAGAACAAAAAAUGGUGCGUGAAAUACGAGGACUAGACAGUGACAUGCAAACACUGGUGUAUGAGAAUUAUAAUAAGUUCAUAAGUGCUACGGAUACUAUUAGAAAGAUGAAAAAUGAUUUCCGUAAAAUGGAAGAUGAAAUGGACCACUUGGCAUCUAAUAUGUCUGCUAUCACAGAUUUUUCUGCCAGCAUCAGCGCCACUUUACAAGACAGAAGACAGCAAAUUACAAAAUUAGUUGGAGUUCAUUCCCUUUUGAAAAAACUUCAAUUCCUUUUUGAGCUUCCUGCUCGAUUAAACAAGUGCAUAGAAAUGGAAGCAUACGUGCAAGCUGUUAGGUACUAUACCAAAGCUCAGAGAGUUCUACACCAGUAUGAGCAUAUGCCCAGCUUCCAAGCCAUUCAUCGUGACUGUGAAACUAUAAUAAAACAACUAUGUUGUAAGCUGAGGGAAAAGUUCAAGCAGAAAGAGUCAACAGCCAAACAGCUGACAGAAUGUGUUGACCUAUUGCUUCAACUUGGUGAGCCCGCUGAAUCUUUGUGUCAGGAAUUCUUGUCUCAUGCCAGACACAAGCUGGAUGAAGACCUUGAGGAGUUGGAUAGACAGAUUAAACUGUACAUAGGUGAAACCACUCCUGGUACUGAGCAGAGGCCUUCUCAAGCUUAUGUUACGUCUGGUAUGGAUGUGUUAGAAUUUGUAGACUUAGGCUGCAAUGGAUUUCUAAGCAAUAUUUGUUUGGUGAUUGCUUCAUACAAUGAUAUGUUUUUGAACAGACCUCAAGCAGAUGAAUCACUAGACACCAUUGCAUUGAGAAAAUUGGUCAUUUUUGUGAAUGAACUGAUGGAACAAUACUUCAGUUUUGUUAGGAAGAGAGUUCAGCUUGAGAAAGAGACAGGGGAUAACACAAUCUUAGUCAGAGCAUUAGAUCGUUUCCACAGAAGAUUGCAAGCUAUGAACAAGUUGCUUCCAGAUACUGAUUUUUCAAGAGCUGGAACUGAAAUAGUUUCUAGAGGAGCUAAAGACAGAGUGGCACAUUACUUGCAGUCUCUCAAACAACAUUUUGCAGAUUGCCUAACAGACAUAAGGCAAAGUUUGGCAGCUCCAAGGCUAGUUGGUAAACAGGAUCAUAAUGCCAGAUUGUCAGACCUUUUAGGCAACAUACAGACAUCAGUUGUGGAACAAAUCAAGUCUGUAUUAAUUAAUUUACAGGCAUUUAUUGCAUCUGAUAUUACAUUUGCAAUGAAACCAUAUUUCCGUGGUCCAUUUUGUAGUCAAGAUGUUCGGGAAGGUUUAGUUGUGGCAUUUAUCAAGCAUGUCUGCUCAGUUUGCAAUGACUUCUGUGAAGUGUCUGGAGACAAAACAAUGACACCACCAACACUUCUUUUGAUUCUAUCAAGAUUUUGUAUUGACUUGGAAAAUGCAACAAUUUCUUAUCUGCUUUCUCUUGCUGAAGAGCAGUUUAUGGUGGAAGAUAAAACUUCUGUCACUACAAUGACGGAAUUGUUUGCUUUAGCCAAAGAAACUGGACAAAGACUGUUAAACCAUUAUGUUCGUUUCCAAGGACUAACAAUAUCACAGAUGUUGCGUAAAAGUGUUGAGACAAGAGACUGGCUAAAUACCAUAGAGCCACGUAAUGUAAGGGCGGUAAUGAAACGUGUUGUUGAAGAUAUUACUGUUAUAGACAUGCAGGUUGGCCAGUUGUAUGAAGAGGGUAUCAGAAAAGAACGUAGCAGUGACUCAAGCAGAAGAACUCAUGCACUUAGUUCAGCUGCUCAACAAAGUCGGAGACAGCAGUGGAAUUAUGCUCCUAGUGUUGAUAACAGUUUAAUGAGCAAUAUUCAGAAACUUUUCUCAGAGAAGAUUGAAAUAUUCAGUGCUGUAGAAUUUUCUAAAGUGUCAGUACUAACUGGAAUAGUCAAAAUAAGUCUCAAGACCUUUCUAGAAUGUGUACGUCUGAGAACAUUUGGCAAGUAUGGAAUUCAACAGAUACAGGUAGACACACACUACCUUCAACUUUAUCUCUGGAGAUUUGUCUCAGAUGAAAACUUGGUCCAAGUGUUACUGGAUGAGAUAGUCUGUAGUGCUGUGCAUAGGUGUGUGGACCCAACUAUGAUGGAACCAAGUGUGAUUGACCUUAUUUGUGAACGUGGAUAAGCAUAGGCUUAUAGUUUCCGAUGUCUGUAUUGUUGUGUUCAUGAAUAAAUCCAAUUUCAUUAUUAUAACAUGGAGCUUGAUUAUUUUAAAUUAAUUAAUAUCAAAUGGAUUUUAAAUUAACUCUUUUAAUGUAUAAAGUGUAAUUGUAUUGUGAUAUUCUUUUGAUGACAUUGAUUAUAUCUGUAUAUUGGCUGCUAUUUAUUUACAAUUCCAAUGUGUAAGUCUAACUGGAUUUUUGUUUUAAUAAGAUUUAUUAAAUAUGAUGGGACAAUG